GGCGAUUUUGGAUAGAUCGCUGUAAACGUCAACCUUACUCAUAAUACAAAAAUAAACACAAUUAGUUUUUUGCAAAAAGGCAAAAAAAAACUUGGGAAACAUGGGACUUUUCGGGAAGACGCCUGAGAGGAGUCCGAAGGACUUGGUUACCGAGUGGAACCACAAACUGCGCAAAGAAGGCUACCAAUUGGACAGGCAAAUAAGAUCCAUACAGCGAGAAGAGGAAAAAGUCAAGCGAUCCCUAAAGGAAGCCGCCAAGAAAAACGACAAGGACGCCUGCCUAAUACUGGCCAGGGAAAUUAUAAACGCUCGAAAAGCCAUCACGAAAAUCUACACGUCCAAAGCCCACCUAAACUCAGUGAUGUUACAAAUGAAAAACCAAUUAGCCACUCUCAGAGUAUCGGGCUCGCUUCAGAAAUCCACGGAAGUCAUGCAGACGAUGCAGAGGCUCGUGCGCGUACCCGAGGUGGCGCAGACGAUGCAAGACAUGUCGAAAGAAAUGAUGAAAGCCGGCAUCAUCGAGGAAAUGCUGGACGAAACCUUCGAGGACCUCGAAGACUCGGAGGAGAUGGAGGAAGCGGCGCAAUCGGAGAUCGAUAAGGUGCUGUUCGAGAUAACAGAAGGGAAAAUCGGGGAGGCGCCGCUGCCGCCCCAAGAGCCCGCCGAGAAGGCGUCCCCGGUGCCGGUGGAGGAGCCCGAGGAGGAGGAGAACGAAGAGGAGAUUUCGGAGAUGCAAAGCCGCCUGGCCGCGCUCAAGUCUUAAUAGGUUUAACGGGUGGGGAGAGGAUUGAAAGGUUGCACGAUCGAAGCGCUAAAACGAAGGUAAUAUUUCUGGAUUUUUGGUUGUAAAAAGUACCGAAAAAUAUUCUGUUUUCUGGACAGUAUUGUUGACAAUUACAUGCAUAAGAAAUAAAGUUUUUAUUAAUUGUUAAUUGGUCAAUAUUUAGUUUGUACAAUUAUUUUUUUUUACCUCGUGAAUAUUUUCAAGAAACUUGCUUUAUGGGAAAAUUUUUGAUAUGCUUGUAUUUUUUAAAGCCACGUUUACUAGGUAGCUGAAUCGAGCAAUAAUGUUAAUAUUGUAGCUAAUACCUCUUUACUGUAUUACUGUUUACAUUUCUACUUACUAUUACAAAGGAUAAAUUAAUAUAAAAGACAUUUGAUGUCAGAUUAAUAUAUUGGAAAUAUUAUAUGCACUAUUUUCGUAAAAAAAAUUAUAAAACACCAAAAAAAGCCUAAAUAUUGUAAAAAUUUAACAACUGUUAUGUUCUGCUUAUAGUAGC
Phyllotreta striolata is the source of this 1280-nucleotide messenger RNA. Lineage: Eukaryota; Metazoa; Arthropoda; Insecta; Coleoptera; Chrysomelidae. The record is from the annotation of a GenBank genome assembly.